GAUAUUUCUAUUAUACUUUUUGUAUAAUAAGUACAACGAUAAAAUGAUAGUUCAAAAUUAUUCAAUCAUACAAGAUGGUGUACACAUCGUAAACGCCAAGAUAAGUAUGCUGGCGAAUUUUACAAUAUAUUAUGGUAUGUUGUUCGAUGUAUAAUGUGAAUGUAUUCUUUAAAAUAUUAGGUUAAAUGAAUUAUGUCUAUGGUUGGUGGAAAUCGAUUUGCAAGUUUAAAUAUUUGUUUGGUAUAAAAACACAUUUUUCUACCAUUUUAUUAUAAUGAGUAGCAAAAUGAGCUCUGCUAGGAAAGCUGUUGCUACCCGCAGUAACAAAAAUACGGUGGAAAGUAACCACCAUUUGCCUACUUCUGGAUUAUCUUAUGAUUGUGAUAAACUGUUAGAAAUAAUUGUGAAAACCAAGGGCCGUAAACGUACAUCAACUAUGGUUAGCAGUAACCCAACUAGUCACAAAGUAGAAGAAAAAAAGAAACCUGGUCAUAGUGGUGAUCAAAACUGGGGUAGGGUGUUUAGAGAACAAAAUAAAGCUGUUAUGAAACAAGAGGCAACGAGAGUACCAGGUUCAAAAUCAUCAAAACAUGGUAAUGAUAUUAAGGAGACUAAGAAACAUUUUCUAAAUCAUCAGAAACUAGAUCACAAAUUUUUAGAUGAAGUUCCUGUCAAGCAAUCAACUUCUCAGAAAAGAAUAGAAGAACAUAUAAAAUCUAUACCAUACAUUACAAAUCCAUCAAGUACAUCAAUACCAAGCACUGUGGAAUCUGUCAUAGUUUAUGACAGAGGAGUACAAUGUGAUGGAAUAUCUGAUUAUUCUGAUGACAAAUUUGGUGUGUUCAACCCGGUUCAUACAUUACAUUUUUUAAUAAAGGAAUUAGAACACUUAGUUAAAGAUGAUAAAGCUAAUAAAAUUCUUGCUGAUAUGGAGCAAGUAGUAUUUAGAAUACCAAUUGAACCCAGUAAACCACCUAUAGUGCAGGAUUUAGAAGCUAAAUUAGAAACAACUAGACAAAUGAAUUCUAUGUAUGAAGCAUUACGCGAGGAGAGAGAUUCUUUACUGCGACAAGUUCAUGAACAACAAUUGUUAUUAAAUGAAGCUCAAAAAAGGCAGUUAGAUUUAGAAGUAAUUGAAAAAACAUUAAAACAAGAAUUAGAUAAAACAAUAAAAACUAUUCAAGCUAGAGAUAAAACAAUAACCGAAUUAACAGAAGAGAUGAAGAAUUAUGAAUCUUCUCAAAAAAUUGUAGCAGAGUUAAGAACGAAUCUCGCUGAACAAACUGAACGUGUAAGACAGUUGAAUUCAGAGGUGAAGUAUUUAACAUUGGAAAAAGAUAAACUUUCAGUUUUGUCAUCAUACAAACAUUCAUUAUUAAUCGAACAUCUUAAUGAAAUCAAGAAGGUUCAACAUUUCAUUGCAGACCAAUUAAAAGAUAUUUAUAUUCACGAAGAUAAUUCGAAUCCACAAAUUCCAAUUGUUCAUGAACGUCGUGCAUGUUCAUCGCCUACUUCUACCUCUUCACAUGAUUCUAAUAUACGUACCUCUUGGCACGAUAUAUCUGAUGUUUCUUUAUCCACAGUGGAUCAUGAUCCAUCCAAAAUUAAACAUGUACAAGGUUUUCUGCAUAAAUCAAAUAAAAUACCAGUCUUUUCAGAAACUCAAAUUGAGAACCUAGAAAACAAACAAAUCAAGGAUGUUCAAGAACCUUCGAUUAAAGAUUCUGCCAAUUUAGAAUUUAUUAGUUUACCUGCUGGAGAAUCUUCACUUACCCUUUUACCUUCUUAUAAAGACCUGGGUUGCACAGAAGUUAGCCAAUAUGUUAAUCAAGGAAAAGAUGAUGUAGUAACAUUUAGUAAUAAAAAAAACUAUAAUUUACAAAGUUUUAAAGAUACAAAUAAAAUAUCAUCAUCGGAACAUUUAAAUUUGUCCAACAAAAAGGCUCAUGAGAAAGAGACUGAUGUACAAGAAUCAAAUAGAAUUAAAAAGUCUAUGGAGUCAAAUAAAGAACAAAGUUCGCCUCAUAAUUUAAUAGGCUCUAAUAUAACAGAACAAUUUCAGAAUAUAGUUGAAGAUAUAAGGAUGCAAAGUAAAAUGCCAGUUAACAUACCAAGUCCACUAAGGAGUUAUCCUCAUCCAGAAUGGAGCGAUAGUACUUUACCCACUAUCAGUACUGCUUCGGACAUAAAUGUGAUAUAACUUAAUAAUUCUUAAAUUUAUAUUAAAUAUUUUGCAAGAAAAAUGCAAUCUUAUUAUCCAAUUAAAUUAU
Molecule: messenger RNA, 2270 nt
Organism: Bombus impatiens (common eastern bumble bee)
Lineage: Eukaryota; Metazoa; Arthropoda; Insecta; Hymenoptera; Apidae
Exons: 7
Coding region: 275-2200 (641 amino acids)
Source: RefSeq, a predicted model, not a curated record